Molecule: messenger RNA, 4038 nt
Organism: Gossypium raimondii (Peruvian cotton)
Lineage: Eukaryota; Viridiplantae; Streptophyta; Magnoliopsida; Malvales; Malvaceae
Product: alpha-mannosidase 2
Exons: 4
Coding region: 102-3599 (1165 amino acids)
Biological process (GO): mannose metabolic process; protein deglycosylation; N-glycan processing
Cellular component (GO): Golgi membrane
Molecular function (GO): carbohydrate binding; alpha-mannosidase activity
Source: RefSeq, a predicted model, not a curated record
AAACAACAAUUUAAUAAAAAAGAAGAAAACAAAACAAAUCUCUAAGAAAACGGAGGAAAAUAAAGGAGGAAGAAACAAAGGCAUAAAAGGGAAUCCCAAACAUGCCCUUAUCCUCCUACCUUGGCAGCAACCGCCGUGGCGGAGGAUGGACACAGGCGUUGCUUCCGACUUCAUCAUCAGUCACCGUGAAAUCACCCCCCAAAGCCCAUCAACCUCGAAAGCCACGCAAACGGACGGCUCUCCUUAACUUCCUCUUCACCAACUUCUUCACCAUUGCGCUUUCCGUUUCGCUUCUCUUCUUCCUUUUAACCCUUUUCCUCUUCGGAAUCCCCAAACCCAUUUCCUCACACUUCAAGCCCCGAUCCCUGUCCAGAAGGCUCUCCUCCCGGAGGCCUGUCACCCGGAAAAAACCCGGUUCCAAUCCCUACCAGAACGGUGCCGCUGUCGACAUAACAACUAAACAAUUGUAUGAUAAAAUUGAGUUUUUGAACAAGCCUGGAGGGGCUUGGACACAAGGGUGGAAAGUUUCUUAUAAAGGGGACGAAUGGGAUAGUGAAAAGUUGAAGGUUGUUGUGGUGCCCCAUUCUCAUAAUGAUCCGGGGUGGAAGUUCACUGUGGAAGAGUAUUAUGAGAAGCAAACAAGGCAUAUACUUGAUACCAUUGUUGAAACUUUAUCAAAGGAUAGUCGACGGAAGUUCAUAUGGGAAGAGAUGUCUUAUUUGGAAAGGUGGUGGAGAGAUGCCUCAGAUGAUAAAAGGGAGUCUUUCACAAAUUUGGUGAGGAAUGGUCAGUUAGAAAUAGUAGGAGGUGGCUGGGUGAUGAAUGAUGAGGCCAAUUCACAUUACUUUGCUAUAAUCGAGCAGAUAACUGAGGGAAAUAUGUGGCUGAAUGACACGAUUGGUUUUAUUCCAAAGAAUUCUUGGGCAAUAGAUCCCUUUGGUUACUCACCUACCAUGGCUUAUCUUCUCCGUCGAAUGGGCUUCGAGAAUAUGCUUAUUCAACGAACCCAUUAUGAGCUGAAGAAGGAACUUGCUUGGAAUAAAAAUUUGGAAUACAUCUGGCGUCAAAGCUGGGAUGCUGACGAAACUACUGACAUAUUUGUGCACAUGAUGCCAUUUUAUUCAUAUGAUAUUCCUCAUACUUGUGGACCAGAGCCUGCUGUUUGUUGCCAGUUUGAUUUUGCUCGUGUUCAUGGCUUUUUUUAUGGACGGUGCCCAUGGGAAUACCAUCCUAUAGAGAUUGACCAGGAAAACGUGAAGGAGAGGGCACUAACGCUACUAGAUCAAUAUAGGAAGAAGUCAACCCUUUACCGGACAAAUACACUUCUUGUACCUCUAGGAGAUGAUUUCCGCUAUGUCAGCAUUGAUGAAGCCGAAGUGCAGUUUAGAAAUUAUCAAAUGAUAUUUGAUUACAUCAACUCUAAUCCCAGCUUAAAUGCUGAAGCAAAAUUCGGUACUUUGGAUGACUAUUUCCAGACCCUUAAGGACGAGGCUGACAGAAUAAAUUAUUCCCUUCCUAGAGAAAUUGGCUCGGGUCAGGUUGUAGGUUUUCCUUCAUUAUCAGGUGACUUCUUUACUUAUGCCGAUAGGGAGCAGGAUUAUUGGAGUGGCUAUUACGUAUCAAGACCUUUCUUCAAAGCUGUUGAUCGAGUACUAGAGCAAACACUUCAUGCAUCAGAAAUGUUGAUGGCAUUUUUAUUUGGUUAUUGCCAGAGAAUACAAUGCGAAAAGCUGCCAACAGGGUAUGCUUAUAAGUUGACAGCUGCGAGGAGGAAUUUAGCUCUUUUCCAGCAUCAUGAUGGGGUGACUGGAACUGCCGAGAAUCAUGUUGUUCUCGAUUAUGGAACACGGAUGCACACUUCUUUACAGGACCUGCAGAUUUUCAUGUCUAAAGCAAUUGAAGUAUUGCUUGGGCUUCGCCAAGAGAAGUCAGAUCAGAACCCUGCCCAGUUUGAUCCCGUACAGGUGAGAUCUAAAUACGAUGCUCUGCCAGUGCAUAGAGCAAUCAGUGCUCGGGAAGGAACCGUACAAUCAGUUGUACUCUUUAAUCCACUGGAGCGAGCAAGAGAAGAGGUUGUGAUGCUAGUUGUUAAUAGACCCGAAGUUACUAUUUUGGACUCGAACUGGACAUGUGUUGAAAGCCAGGUUUCUCCUGAACUGCAGCACGACAAAAACAAGAUUUUUACGGGCAGGCAUCGAGUUCACUGGAAAGCUUCUGUUCCUGCCAUGGGUUUGCAGACAUAUUAUAUUGCCAAUGGCUUUGUCGGAUGUGAAAAAGCUAAACCGGCAAAACUCAAGCUCUUCUCAAAUUUGAGUUCAAUACAGUGCCCUACACCGUAUGAUUGCUCAGAAGUAGAAGGGGAUGUGGUUGAAAUUGAGAAUCAGCAUCAAACUCUCACCUUUGGUGUCAAGCAUGGUUUGUUACAAAAGGUAAUCCAGAAAAAAGGUCUGCAAAAUACCGUGGCUGAAGAGAUAAGCCUUUACUCAAGUACCGGAGGUGCAUACUUAUUUGUACCACAUGGUGAAGCUGUGCCUAUAAGUCAAUCUGGUGGGCAUCUGGUUAUCUCUGAGGGUCCCUUGAUGCAGGAGGUGUACUCUUAUCCGAAGACUGCAUGGGAGAAUACUCCGAUCUCCCAUAGUACUCGUAUUUAUAAUGGAGGAAAUACGAUCCAGGAGUUUCUGAUUGAGAAGGAAUAUCAUGUUGAGCUUCUCGGCAACAGUUUUAUUGACAAAGAAUUAAUUGUUAGAUAUAAGACAGAUAUUGACAACAAAAGAAUUUUCUACACCGACUUGAAUGGCUUUCAGAUGAGUCGGAGAGAAACAUAUCAUAAGAUUCCGUUGCAGGGGAAUUACUACCCCAUGCCUUCUCUCGCUUUCAUGCAGGGGUCCAAUGGCCAUCGGUUUUCUGUCCAUUCUCGGCAGUCACUGGGUGCAGCAAGCUGUAAACAGGGGUGGCUAGAGAUUAUGCUUGACCGUCGUUUGGCAAAAGACGAUGGUCGUGGUCUUGGACAAGGUGUGGUGGACAAUCGUGUUAUGAAUGUUGUUUUCCAUAUCUUGAUCGAAUCCAACAUUUCUUCGACUUCAAAUCCCGUUUCUGACCCGCAGCCUCUGAAUCCAUCUCUUCUCUCGCAUUGUGUUGGUGCUCACUUGAAUCAUCCCUUACACACAUUCAUUGCCAAGAAGCCACAAGACAUUAAUGUGCAGACACACUGGGGGCCCUUUUCUCCAUUAACUACUCCCUUACCUUGUGAUCUUCAUAUCGUGAGUUUUAAAGUCCCCCGACCAGCCAAAUAUUCUCAGCAGCAGGUCGGAGAUCCUAGGUUUGUUUUAAUGUUGCAUAGGCGGAACUGGGAUCCUUCUUACUGCCGGAAGGCCAGAUCUGAGUGCACUAGCGUGGCUGAUGAACCUGUAAAUCUAUUCAACAUGUUCAAGGGUCUUGCGGUACUGAAUGCAAGGCCAACUUCCUUGAAUCUUCUACAUGAGGAUAUGGAGAUGCUAGGGUACACCGAGCAGAUUGGCGAGGUCUCACAAGAAGGCCGUGUAAUUAUUCCUCCCAUGGAAAUACAAACAUACAAGUUAGAAUUGCGGGCAAACCAGUAAAUGCCAGGGGCUGAUUUAAACUGUGUGCUGCUAUCUCAUGUGAUAUCUGACCAAGUCAAGAACCUCGAAGACGGUUCGUAAAGUAAAAGACUUGUCUGAGGUAUGUAACUUAGGAAGAGUAGUGGAAAUGCUAAGAGAUUAGCGUCAUCAAAUUCCCAUAGAAAGAUACCAGGAUAGUUUUCGGUUUUUGUACAAUUAGUAUAUUAUAACUUCAACACUGAGAAAUCUAUGUUUACUAUAUUCUUCCUAGAAACUGAGGUUUGUGGUCUAUAUUAUUUGACCAUAAUCCACUUCAAAUUUUGCUUGUAUAAUCUUCUGUUGUGAAGAUUGAUUCUCAAAACAGCGAGUUUAGCUCCAAAUGCAUAUGAAAGUUGCAGAGAAAGGGCUUUUUUCAAGCGUAGUAUUUUGAGAAUGAUAUUAAAUGCUGGCUGUUAUUUCA